GGGCUGCCCCCGGAGCUGCUGCCCGGCCCGUACCCGCGCACGCCCGAGGAGCGGGCGGCCGCCGCCAAGAAAUACAACAUGCGCGUGGAGGACUACGAGCCCUACCCCGACGACGGCUUCGGGUAUGGUGACUAUCCCAAGCUCCCUGAUCGAUCUGCACACGAGAGAGACCCCUGGUACCAGUGGGAUCAGCAAGACUUGAGACAUAACUGGGGGCAGCCGAUGCACUGGGACUUUGACAUGUAUGUUCGGAGCCGCGUUGAUACAUCCCCCACUCCGAUUCCCUGGCACACCAUGCGCAAGCAUUUCCUUAUCUUUUUGACCUUCAUGCUGUUUAUGUUUGGUGUUGGAGAGAUUUACCCAUCUUACAGGCCUGUGGGACCGAAGCAAUAUCCCUUCAAUAACCUAUAUCUGGAGAGAGGUGGAGACCCGAAUAAAGAGCCACCAGAGGUGGUGCACUAUGAAAUCUGA
Messenger RNA from Tinamus guttatus (white-throated tinamou), 471 nucleotides. The record is from RefSeq and is a predicted model, not a curated record. NCBI's taxonomy places the organism in Eukaryota, Metazoa, Chordata, Aves, Tinamiformes, Tinamidae.